AUGACUACUUUGAAGCGUUUAAAACAAACUGAACCCCAAAAGUACUACUUAAAAUAUAUUUGCACUGUGAUCUACUGUUUAGGAGGCGGUAAUUGUUGGUACACCGACAAGAAAGCUUCCAAACCUGUCAAAAUUGUCUACACUGUUUGGGCCGUCACCGUUAACGUAUACGCCUUGAUAGUUUUCCUUGACGAGAUAGCCGCAGUGUUACGACCCUUAACUCCGAAGGAAAGGAACGAUCACACCCAAUUCAUGAUAGCCCAUCUUACGGUUAGCGCAAAAUUCGUGGUGCUUUACCUUCAAAGGAAUAGAAUCAAGGCAUUUUUAGAAAGGUUUCUGGAGGACGACAGGGAGUACGUGUCUUUUGAGCUGGAGAAGGCUUCGGGGAAGAGGGCACUGAUGUACUGCAUUCCCAUACAGAUAACCUUGUUUAUCACACUGAGUUCGACAAUGGUGGAUGGCAUAAGAACGCAUUUCAAAGAAGGCAUUCCAAUUCGUGCCGAAGUAGUAUACUUCCCGAGUCCUUCACAAACCGGUGUGGUUUGCAAUAUCUUCCGAUUCUUCAUUGAGGUGCACUGGUACUACGUGGUGGCUUUGAUGACGUCAAUCGACUGUCUCUCUGUCUCCUGUAUGGUGUUCCUCUCGUCGAAGUUCAAACUCCUCUCUACGUACUUCGAAGGUCUGAAGAAGAAGCAUCAAGCCAAUGUCGGGAACAAGAGUCAGCAAGAGUUAGUGGACGAGUUUAGACAGGAUUUUGUUAUGGGGAUUAAGUUGCACCAACAUGCUUUGUGGUACGCCAAGCAUGUUCAAUACGCUUUGGGCAACUUAUACAGCAUCCAAGUAGUACAGAGCAUGUUCCUACUUAUCAUAUGCCUUAUAAAACUGGUCGCGAAUGAAUACAAUUUAACAUUCUGGGUGGCCAACUUUACGUACAUGUCAUGCCUGGUGGCGUUGCUUGGAGGGUACAUGAUGGCAGGUGGUGACAUAACUUACGAGGCAUCGCGGGUACCAACAGCAAUAUUCAACUGUGGCUGGGAGCUGAUGCAGGGCGACAAGGAGCUGCGGACGCUGGCAGUGGUGGAGCUCAUCCGCAGCCAGCGCAGUGUCGUCAUGACGGCAUUCGGAAUUCUGGAGCUUUCCUACAGUAAUCUUAUUAUGGUCAGUUUUUUUCUUUUUUUUUACUCGUGCGAGUUGACAUUACACCUUGCGUGGACAUCAUACUAA
Molecule: messenger RNA, 1224 nt
Organism: Pectinophora gossypiella (pink bollworm)
Lineage: Eukaryota; Metazoa; Arthropoda; Insecta; Lepidoptera; Gelechiidae
Exons: 5
Coding region: 1-1224 (407 amino acids)
Biological process (GO): detection of chemical stimulus involved in sensory perception of smell; sensory perception of smell
Cellular component (GO): plasma membrane
Molecular function (GO): odorant binding; olfactory receptor activity
Source: RefSeq, a predicted model, not a curated record